Erigeron canadensis is the source of this 2166-nucleotide messenger RNA. RefSeq names its product isocitrate lyase. Bases 98 to 1825 code for a protein of 575 amino acids. Gene Ontology annotation, biological process: carboxylic acid metabolic process. Gene Ontology annotation, cellular component: glyoxysome. Gene Ontology annotation, molecular function: isocitrate lyase activity. NCBI's taxonomy places the organism in Eukaryota, Viridiplantae, Streptophyta, Magnoliopsida, Asterales, Asteraceae. The record is from RefSeq and is a predicted model, not a curated record. The transcript has 3 exons.
GCAGGACUUGGGAAUCCCAUCUCAUGUCAUAGAGCUUCUUAUAGCUGUAUAUAGUAUUCAUAUAUUUCAACACAAAAUUAAAAAUAAAGUUCUAACCAUGGCUGCAUCUUUCUCCGUUCCUUCUAUGAUUUUGGAAGAGGAAGGAAAAUUUCAAGCAGAAGUAGCAGAGGUGCAAGCAUGGUGGAACUCAGAGCGGUUUAGACACACACGCCGCCCGUACUCUGCCCGUGACGUCGUAUCGCUCCGUGGAAAUCUUCGUCAGUCCUAUGGUUCGAACGAGUUGGCCAAAAAGCUUUGGCGAACUCUUAAGAACCAUCAAGCUCAUGGCACGUCUUCGCGAACUUUUGGUGCCCUGGACCCUGUCCAGGUCACCAUGAUGGCUAAACAUCUUGACACGAUUUACGUGUCUGGAUGGCAAUGCUCAUCUACUCACACUUCAACCAACGAGCCGGGCCCGGAUCUUGCUGACUACCCUUAUGACACCGUUCCCAAUAAAGUCGAGCACUUAUUCUUUGCCCAACAGUACCAUGACCGAAAACAAAGGGAGGCCCGAAUGAGCAUGAGUCAAGAGGAGCGAGCCCGAACCCCUUACAUUGACUACUUGAAGCCCAUAAUAGCCGAUGGUGACACCGGUUUUGGUGGUGCUACUGCCACGGUUAAGCUUUGUAAGUUGUUUGUGGAACGUGGUGCCGCUGGGGUCCACAUUGAGGAUCAGUCCUCUGUGACCAAAAAAUGCGGUCACAUGGCAGGAAAGGUUUUGGUGGCGGUUAGCGAACACAUCAACAGACUUGUAGCUGCUCGGCUUCAAUUUGACGUCAUGGGAACAGAGACGGUGUUGGUUGCUCGUACCGAUGCAGUGGGGGCCACCUUGAUCCAAUCUAAUAUUGAUACUAGGGACCAUCAGUUCAUUCUUGGUGUGACUAAUCCGAAUCUCAAAGGUAAAGGGUUAGCUACACUCCUAUCCGAGGCAAUGGCAGCUGGGAAAAGUGGGCCCGAGCUACAAGCACUCGAGGACAGCUGGCUAGGAAUGGCGCAUUUGAAGACGUUUUCUGAUGCCGUUGUGGAUGCAAUUGGAGCGAUGAACGUUUCAGAAACUGAAAAGAGAAGAAAACUAAAUGAAUGGAUGAAUUGUUCAAGCUACGAGAAGUGUUUGUCAAACUGGGAUGCACGAGAGGUUGUUGCGCGGCUAGGCCUAACCAACUUUUUCUGGGAUUGGGACUUGCCAAGAACCAGAGAAGGGUUUUACCGCUUUAAAGGCUCGGUAGAGGCAGCUAUAGUACGUGGAUGGGCGUUUGCUAACCAUGCCGAUGUCAUAUGGAUGGAGACCGCAAGCCCUGACAUGGUCGAGUGCACAAAAUUUGCACAGGGCGUCAAGACUAUGCAGCCAGAAACAAUGUUGGCAUACAAUCUAUCCCCUUCUUUCAACUGGGACGCCUCGGGAAUGACUGAUGUCCAAAUGAUGGAAUUUAUCCCAAGAAUAGCAAAGUUGGGAUAUGUGUGGCAAUUCAUAACUCUUGCGGGUUUCCAUGCCGAUGCCUUGAUCACCGAUACGUUUGCAAAAGAUUACGCAUCUCGGGGGAUGUUGGCUUAUGUGGAGAGGAUCCAAAGAGAGGAAAGAAAACAUGGAGUGGACACUUUGGCUCAUCAGAAAUGGUCUGGUGCUAAUUAUUAUGACAGGGUGCUUAAGACUGUUCAAGGUGGUAUCACUUCAACUGCAGCUAUGGGCAAAGGAGUGACAGAGGAACAAUUCAAGGAGACAUGGACAAGGUCGGGGGCAACAGACAUGGGCGAUGGCAGCGUUGUGAUUGCAAAAUCAAGGAUGUGAAAAUCAUCGUUGAUCAUCGCGACAUGGAUAAGUCAAAUGUGUGAACUUAUAUAAAUCAUUAGUACUUACGUUUUAAUUCGGUGAAUAAUGUCCAUAAACUAUAUUAUGGAGUAUUCUUCAGGAGUGUGACAUUAGUAUGGUUUUAAAAACCAAUGUCUUGUGUGUCUGUUUUAUGCUUAGGUUUGAUAUGAUGUUAAAGUAGUACGUAUAUGUUCUCCUAAAGAAACAACCUGUUUCUGUUUUUGUUAUUCAAGUGUUAUCGUUUGCUUGUUUUUCAUUCUCUUCAAAAAUUAUUGUAUCAAAUCACUAUUAAAUGAUAUAUGUAAUACGAUGAACUUUCA